AUGUAGGGGGUCUUAUUGGACUACAUAGAAGCAGACAGAUGGCAAAAGCAAAGUCUAAGUCAGACAUUUCAACAGGAGAGGAGAGUUGUAAAAGUGAUGAUCCUUCAGAAAAUAAACGUAGAAGAGUAGCAGUACCGUUGAAUGUUGAGAAGUGUCAAGAGCAGCUUCAGUCUUAUUUCGACACCUUCAGUAAGGAUCGCAAAGGGAAUGUCAAACCUGAAGAAGAAUGGCCAACAGAUGAAUACUGGAGAAAAAGUUGGAGCUUCGUCCAUGGAUCAGAGCAAGAACCAGAUCCUGGGUCAGUUACCAACUCAGGUGACGAGGAGGAACCUCGGUCCUGCCUGGAAACAUAACUGACCAGGACUGGCUCAGUAGACCGCCUGUAACUAGUGAAACUUACCAUUGGUCAGAACUGGCUGGCCAGACCAGUCCAUCCAUUGAGAGAAUUCUUUCAGAUCUGUUCAGUUAGAGAAGUCAAUACCUAAAUUGUAUUGACUGUAUUGAAAUUUGAAAACAAGUUUGGGAAACCUGACUAGACAAGGCACAUUUGAAGAUGAUUGGUUGGUCUGGUAGGUUUCUGACUAAUCGUGAGAGACUUCAUUGUUGUGAUCAAAUAAACAAACAAUCAACAGUUGGAUAAAAAAUGAGGAAAUAAAUAUUUUAGAAUCACUUAGCUUAGGUAAAUUGGUACCCUCACCAAAAUGGGGACUCCCUUCCACAACAUCGGUGAGAACAUGUAGGAUGUUUCUCUGGAGUCAGAGUGUCUUGUCCUUGAAAUUGAUCGUUGAUUUGGAUAUAUUUUGAUUUUAGGCUAUUUUACGAUGUUCCCUUAUGUUGGUUGUAGUUUUGAUUUACAGCUUUGAGUUUCAAAACUUAAUUUUCAUGUUACUGAGUUAGAGACUCUGAGGUAUUUUUGUCAUUUUUCUUUUUUAAUUUAC
Messenger RNA from Pocillopora verrucosa, 938 nucleotides. NCBI's taxonomy places the organism in Eukaryota, Metazoa, Cnidaria, Anthozoa, Scleractinia, Pocilloporidae. The record is from RefSeq and is a predicted model, not a curated record.